ACCAAAUUAGCAUAAAAAAAAGUUAAAAACACAAAUAUGGAAGAAUUGGUCACAGGAUUUCGAUUUUUCCCAACGGAAGAAGAGCUCAUCUCAUUCUAUCUUCACCACAAGCUCGAAGUAGAAGAUGAUAAAACCAGCAACAUUCACCGCGUCAUACCAAUCCUCGACAUCUACCGCCUUGAUCCGUGGCAACUCCCAUCACAUUGCGGGGAGCUAUGCCACGGUGACAUGGAGCAGUGGUUCUUCUUCAUGCCACGUCAGGAGAGGGAGGUGCUCGGGGGGCGUCCGGGCCGCACCACCGCCUCCGGCUACUGGAAAGCAACGGGGUCCCCGAGCCAUGUGUACUCGUCGGAGAACAAGGUGAUCGGCGUGAAGAAGAGCAUGGUGUUCUACAAGGGGAAGGCGCCCACCGGAAGAAAGACUAAGUGGAAAAUGAAUGAAUAUAGAGCUAUUAAAGAAGAUCUCACUACUUCCAUGCCCACGUUGAGGCACGAAAUGUGUUUGUGUCGGGUUUACGUUGUAUCAGGGAGCUCGAGGGCGUUUGAUCGCCGGCCUACUAGUGUGGCCGCUGUGGAGAUGAGUUGAGGUUUAAUGAAAUGGAGUAUAGAUUGAAGUGUUUAGUGAUAUAAAUUGGUUUGACUAAACCCUGCUAUGGUAUUAAUGGAUUGUUGGAAUAAGAUUACAAUGUAGUAGUAAUUGUCAGUUUAUUCAGCAUUUCUCAUUACAAUGUCAAUAAGUAAUUGGCUUUAUCGGUCAACACUAA
Molecule: messenger RNA, 763 nt
Organism: Salvia splendens (bonfire salvia)
Lineage: Eukaryota; Viridiplantae; Streptophyta; Magnoliopsida; Lamiales; Lamiaceae
Product: NAC domain-containing protein 90
Exons: 3
Coding region: 37-585 (182 amino acids)
Biological process (GO): regulation of DNA-templated transcription
Molecular function (GO): DNA binding
Source: RefSeq, a predicted model, not a curated record